Messenger RNA from Silurus meridionalis, 2730 nucleotides. RefSeq names its product poly (ADP-ribose) polymerase family, member 3 (gene parp3). Gene Ontology annotation, molecular function: NAD+ poly-ADP-ribosyltransferase activity. The record is from RefSeq and is a predicted model, not a curated record. Gene Ontology annotation, cellular component: site of double-strand break. The transcript is spliced from 11 exons. NCBI's taxonomy places the organism in Eukaryota, Metazoa, Chordata, Actinopteri, Siluriformes, Siluridae. Bases 129 to 1706 code for a protein of 525 amino acids.
GUUCAUGACGUAAAAGAGCAUAGAGGUGUGGCUUUACGGGAUGUGGAUGUGGAUGCGGAAGUGGCCUGUGGCAGAACAAGUUAUAAGCGGCGAGUUUGAUAUUAGUUUGCUUAGGACAAGGAGAAAGCAUGGCACCAAAGAGAAAGGCAGCAUCUGCCACCAAAGCAGGUGGAAGUGGAAAGAAGAUAAAAAAGGAGCCUGACACACCAGUAAAAGACAAGUUUACCUCUGCUAAAGAAGCUCUGAAGGCCACAGGAACACAGUUUAAGGCUAGCCGGAAACCUGACAGCUUAUGUCCCCUAUCGGAUUCAGAGGUUUAUGAAGAUUAUGAUUGUAUGCUGAACCAGACCAACAUUGGAAAUAACAAUAACAAAUUUUAUUUGAUCCAAGUCUUAAUGUAUGGAAAUCAAUAUUAUUGCUGGACAAGAUGGGGCAGAGUAGGAGAAGCAGGACAGAAUAAUCUAGCUGGACCUUCAAAAGUUGAUGAUGCCACUAAGAACUUUGAAAAGAAAUUCAAAGACAAAACAAAGAACAACUGGAGUGAUCGGGACAGCUUUGUCUCUCAUGCAGGAAAAUACACUCUGAUUGAGGUGGAAGGAGACCAGGAGGCUGAAGUGAAGGUCGAUGGUGCGAUUAGCAGAGCAGUGAUGGAUACAAAGAACAUUCUUCCGUGCAAGUUGGAGGCUGCAACUCAAAGACUCAUAAAGCUCAUCUUCAACAAUGACAUGUUCAAAGAGGCCAUGGAGCGCAUGAACCUGGACAUUAAGAAGAUGCCACUGGGGAAGCUGAGUAAGCAGCAGAUUGCUAAAGGCUUUGAUGCAUUAGAAGAAAUUGGGGAGGCAAUAAAAAGAAAAAAUUAUAAAAGCUUGGAAGAACUUACGUCCAAGUUCUUCACCUUUAUUCCACAUAACUUUGGCCGCAAUCGACCGCCUGUCAUCAAUAAUGAUGUUAUCCUUCAAGAAAAGAAGGAGAUGCUUUUGGUCUUGGCAGAUAUAGAGAUCGCCCAAAGCCUUAAAGCUGAGUCAGAAAAAGCAAAUGAGGAGAUGGUGGAAACUGUUCCUAAUCCAAUAGACCAGGACUACGAGUCUCUAAAAUGCAACCUCACACUCUUGGAUAAAAAAUCUGAAACAUUUGAGAUUAUCGAGAAAUACUUAAAUGCUACUGGCAACAACCUGAGCAUAAAAGAUGUAUGGGAAGUGAACAGAGAAAAAGAGGCUGACCGCUUCAGUGAAAAUGAUGCCUUGGACAACAGAAAGCUGCUGUGGCAUGGUACUAAUGUGGCUGUUGUGGCAGCCAUUUUGAAAAGUGGCCUACGCAUUAUGCCACACUCUGGUGGCCGGGUGGGCAGGGGGAUUUAUUUUGCUUCAGAAAAUUCUAAAUCUGCUGGUUAUGUCCAAACUUCACAGAACAUCGGCAUUAUGUUUCUGAAUGAAGUUGCUCUGGGCAAGGAGUACACAAUCACAAAAGAUGACCCAAGCUUAAGGAAGGCCCCUAAUGGCUAUGACAGUGUGGUUGCACGUGGGAUAGUAGAACCAGAUCCCUCAAAAGACGUCUUCAUUACACUGGAUGGAAAGAAAGUGGCUGUGCCACAAGGGAAAGCCAUUCAACAAUCUGAAUACCAAAAAAGCAGCUUCUACAACAGUGAGUAUUUGAUUUACAAGGAGAGUCAGUGUCGCAUCCGUUACCUGCUGGAGCUCCUCUUCUAACUCCUGCUGCAAUGGGACUAGAAAAACAUGCAGGACACCACUCUGCUCAACCACUAAUGUUUAAACUACACAAAGUUGGAACAAUACAGUUGUACUUUAUUCCUAGUUAAGCAAAGUCUUUAAAGAGUCUGAUUUAAUGUUCACCAUAACGAUAAGUGACUUAAUAAUGCCCUUAGUAAAUAUAUUUGUGGAUUUGGUUUAUAUGAUAAAGCCUUCAUAUUUAACACUUUAACUUUUUUAGACAUAUCUUUGUUUAAGGUAGUUAUGGACUGUCUUCCUUUUAUUGUAGAAUCUGUAGAAUCCCAUGUGGAACUGAGAUGUUUGCAAUAUAUAAAGAAAAUUAGGAAUGAGGAAUUUGCAUUUUUUUCUGUUUGAUUGAUUUGUAUUUGCUUUCUGUCCUGCUUUUUUUCCUCAAACUUCAACGUUUCAGUUUAUAUUCAUCCCAGUUUUUUUGUUGUUGUUUCUGUUUUUCUGAUUUUAUGGUAUCCAUGAAGGCCUAAUGAAUCAUGUGCAGCAAAAAAGGACUAAUUUAAAUUGGUUAAAAAAUAUAUAUUUUUUGUGCGUUAACUAGACAAGGAACUUCACAAUUUACAUUAGAGGGACUUAUAAAAUCAUUAUUUAUUGUUAUAUUAAGUUUCCAGGAUUCCACUUCUGGUUUCUUGUGGCUUUUCUAAAAUGUUAUUGGUUGUAUGAGCCCAUUAUUCUUUGUGUAGCACUUUUUAGUACAUCAUCUGUUAAUUAUAGAAAUUCAUACAGUAAAUACUGCUUUUGUUUUUGAAACUGUCCAAAUGAAAGGGUAUUAGGCAUCCCUUGAUCAAGGGCCCAAGAGUGGCAGCUUGGCGAUACUGGGGCUUGAACCCCCGACCUUCCGAUCAGUAACUCAGCGCCUUAACCACUAACCACAAUAUAUUGCAAUGUCCAACUGCACUUUUUAAAAAUUAAGUUUGAAGGAAUGUCAAGCUUUUAAGAGCUCUCUUGCUGUGGUGCCUGAUAGGUGGAAAAUAAAUAAUUCUGCAUAAAUCUA